AUGGACAAAUUUGUAAAAAGAAUUGAUUCUCCAAAAGAUGAUGAUGCACAAGCACAAUCUGAUGUCAGAGCGAGUAGUAGUACUACUGGCUCAGAUAUUCACAAUUGUAGAGGACAAUGCUAUGAUGGCGCAAGCAAUGUUAGUGGACACAUCAACGGACUCCAACAGAAAAUCAGAAAUGUUGAGCCGAGGGCCAUUUAUGUGCACUGUUUGGCACACAAUUUGAACUUAGUUGCUCAAGAUGCCAUGCGAGUCACUCCACAAGUCAGAGAUUUUCUAGUAACAAUGAGAGAACUGAUUAUAUUAGUAACAAAAUCACCUAAGCGUUUAGCUUGGUUCGAACGGCUUCAAAGAGAUGCGGUAAUAACUGAAAAUGAGCACCCAAAAGAAAAUUUGAAAAAACUCAAGCCUUUUCGUCCAACCAGAUGGUGCGUUCGUAUAAAAUCUCUCAAAACCAUUAUAGAAAACUACGAAGUAUUAUUACAAUUUCUCCAAGAGCUUAGUUUGGAUUCGAAGAAUGAGAUAGGUGCUAGUGCUUCUGGUCACUUGAAAAAGUUUUAUGAAUUUGAAUCAUGCUUCCUGUUGAGAACACUUAUUAUGAUCUUGGAAAAAAUAGAAAUAUUGAACGCUGCUCUGCAAAAUUCUAAGCUAAACUUCCAUGAUGCCCAAGCCAAUAUUGAUGUGAUGUUAUCACAUUUGAAGAAUAUCAGGAAUGAUAGUGAAUAUGAUCAACUGUGGAGAGAAGUUGAGGCUGACGCAAGAAAGUUGAAUCUAGAUGAAGCCAAGUUAACUCGACAAAGAAAAGCUCCUAGAAAAUAUGACAGCGGUAGCGAACCACACCAGUUCGACAACACGCAGAUCUACUACAGGAAAAUUCAUUUCGAAAUAUUGGAUUCGGUUAUUAUCGGUAUUGAGAGACGAUUCAAUAAGGAGAUAAAUAAUCAUUUGGCUGAAAUGGAGUCAUUCGCUUUAGGCGGGGAAAAUCAGAAAGUUGUGGAAAUGUAUAAAGCAGAUUUCAUAAUUGACCGAUUAGUUUUACAUAGGAACAUGUUUCUUGAUGUAAUGAAAGAAAAUAAUUUCGAGAAUGAACACAAUUAUGCUGAUGUGGAAGAACAAUUAGAGGAUAUAUCUUCUUCAUAUUGUGAGAAUGAUGAUUCAAUAAUAAUUGAAAAUUCUGAGAAAGAGAACCAAGAAAGCAUCACUGUUGAAGAAAAUAAAAAAGAAGAGAACAAACAAAAAAAAAGGAAUGAAGAGAAAAAGGACAAUGGCAACCCAGAGAUUAGAAAAUUCUCAAAAUGCCUGUGA
Molecule: messenger RNA, 1305 nt
Organism: Phaedon cochleariae (mustard beetle)
Lineage: Eukaryota; Metazoa; Arthropoda; Insecta; Coleoptera; Chrysomelidae
Source: the annotation of a GenBank genome assembly